AUAGAGAUAAAAGGGGAAUGCCAGGAAAAAUUUAAGUCGGUAUACGCUUUAUUCGAAAGUUAAAACAGAAAUAUGAAAUGUGAAGGGAUCGAUAAAGGUAUUCCGUGAUGGCGUAGUGUUCUGUCAGAAACUUUUUACUUUUACCGAUAUCCUCUUAUGGUUACGCCAGCUAUUCCCGCAAGAAAUCCAUAAACGAAAUACAUAUCUGCGUGUUCAAGGUUACUUUUGGCACUUUCUAGAUCGUACCGUGUUACUCGAGGGAUCAAAUCGCAAAUGAAACCAAGUAACUAUGUAUUAAAGUGUACAGUUUGCAAUAAAAUGAAAAUUAUUCUCCUAUUCUUAGCAUAUUUUAGUAUUCAGUUAUUUUUUCAAUUGUAUUUUCUUAAAGGAUUUUCUUUUAAAUUAUUAGUGCAACUAAAAAAAAAAAACCAUAAAGUUCUCUUUGUUCAGCUGUGCGUAACCCCUUAAAGCCCUCCGUGGCGCAAAUAAGUUAGAGCAUAGUCCCCCAUUAUUAAUACUGCCUUAAGAGAUAAAAUUUAUGCAAUUUAUUAACCCUCAACUAGCUCCAGGGACUGGACUAUUAUUUCUGUCGCCCUCUCCUCGGAGAAACCACGUUAAGAGUUCAAGUAUUAAGUGUUUUUUCAGAUACAACUAGAUUAUUACUUAUUAUUAUUGUAACUAAUCCAUUAACAUACAGUGUCCACAGAUUAUACCAGAAAUUUAAAUGAAAACAGAAAUGUUAGCUAUCACUUCAUCCCGCACUGUGUCUCGUUACGCACGACCUAUCGAUGCCAUCCGAAGAAAACACUGAUUCGGUUGAUGCUAACAAAAUCAUCUGGGUGAGGCAUGCGCUCUGCGACCGGAUUCCCGCCGCACGACAAAGGGGUAGCGAGUUUCAACCCUCAGUCUGGCGCCGCGUGCGAGCGCGAGUCGACCACGGCGCUCCCGUUCGAGGUCCCGUCGAUACACGCUGUUGAUACACGCACCUACCCCGUGGUAGGUCACCUGUCAACCGCCGGAUAACAAUGAAUCGCGACAGGAUGAAUGAAAUCCGCUCGGAAUCCGAGGAUCCUACCUGAGGAUCGAACGAGCCAGGACCUCUAGCGACACGUUGACAUUACCGAGGCUACCCUUCGUUAAAAACAGACCUUGAAAGUCGAUCGUCGACUGUCACCAAGCGUGUCGAGGGUUCCAAUUCGAAGUGGACAUGAACAUUUUCAACGAGGCUCUGUGGUUCUCUCAUCGCGACCUGGCACUACCUUGCGUUAUUGCUCCCAUAGCAGGAUCUUGUAAAAGUAUCCGCGAAACCGUCCUUGUAGUCGCGGAAAAAUGUGACGCGAAUGCCGUCCGGCGCUACAAAGCCGCAGAACACGAGAAACCAGGAUGCUAAAGCCUCCAGCGAGUAUAUCAUGACUUGACCGAGCCGAGGGUCGCGUGAGAUCUUGACGCCGUUGAUGGCCGCGAAGACAGUGCUAAGAUGAGUGUCGCUUGCCGCUGGUACGUCCUCCUUUUGCUCACGUGCGCGCAUAGGCCCGUGCUGGCCGGGUUCGCCGACCAGGAGGCUCAGAUAGAGAGACCCAAGGAGACCCUGCGUCAUCAGCAGAACCAGCGGCCCUCGUUCAUCGACCGCAAGCUGGUGAUGCAGGCUACCGAGCUGUCCGAAGGCCUGAAGGAGCGGCAGCGGGAUGGAGACGAUCUGGACACUGCACUCCAGCUGACUCGUAGAGACAGACUGGAGACCAGCAUAGAGAAACCGGCCACGCAAAUCAGGCACAGUCGGUCCAGAAACCACUUCGCCCGACAGGCCAAGUUCGACGACACUGAUCUCUCUUACAUGCCCAGUGGAGCCAGCAGAAGAGCUCAGUCUGCGGACAACGCAUCCCAAAGCGAGGAGGCACUUGGCAAAGUCAAAGGGAAGAGUCCAGACAUGGGCAGGUCCUCUGGACAGGACCUUAGGUCCACGGGCACCAUCGACGAACGGUCCACCGUGGACAUCGACAAAUUGCUCACUAGGUUGUCAGAGGCUGGCUCGGAUCGUAGGAAAGAGGGACGGACUCGCGUGACGCCGUCAGCACGCCACAAGAACGACUCGUUCGGAAAACUGAGGAAGGUGAUCGCCAAGAACAGGUUCCGCGCGUUUGGAAACAGGACUAUCAUUAACAUGACCGAUGUGUACGGGACAGUUGUUCGCGGAGCACCUGCCAGUGACAGGAACGACCUGGACGCUGUGGAGAUCGCCAUCCUGGAGGAGUAUGACGUGUACAGUGACAGUGAGGUUGGCAGAAACGAGUCUGAGAGGGAGGAUUACGAGGAUUAUGGGAGGACGGUCGUGGACCAGGUCAAAGGGAACAAAGAGCCCGUCCACGUGGACAUCGUCACGCGGUUCCUACGCAUCAUAGAAAAUCAACAUCUCCUGGGGGAAAACUGUACCGCUGGUACCGAUCUGAACCUUGGCGAGGGUGUCGUUGACCAGUACGCCCAGGAGAAGUUUCGAUUGGAGGCCAACCUGGCGGUAAACAGGGCCAACAUGUUGACCAGGCUCUGGAAGUAUGCUCCUGAGGUGAUGUUGUCUUCGGAGUACCUUCUGCACGCCAGCAUCCUCUCCAUGGUCGAGUUCGACGAGGACAUCUUCGCUGCAGGGAACUGUUACGAUAAACUACAGUACAAGGACAGGUGGCUUUAUUGUCCGUUUGCUCAUCGGCUGCAGAAUCAGGACGGUGUCCUCGUAAAGGACCUGGCCAUUGAGUACAAGUAUCUGAGCAACAGCAGUGAGUGGUUCUAUAUAGCCAGGAAGAAUGCUGAGAAAGUGAUAGCGAACAACGACCAGUUCAGUCGAGGUUUUCACACGUACACGCUGAACGAAACGACGCAUACAGAGAGGGAGGACGACGUGAUCCUGACAGUGAGAUACGAGGACGGCAGGUGGUCGAAACCGUACUACGAUUGCGGGGGUGGAAAUAUCUGGAUGCUGACCUACACCGUUCCUUUCUUCGGCUACGUCAACGACACAUACUUCUUCAAGGGGACAAGCGGAAUAGACAUAGAUCUACGCAGACUGGACAUAGAUCAGUGUCCUUUACCACCAGGAUCCAGUCAGCUGAACAUAUUCGCAGCCAGCGACAAAUGCAAGAAACGAACGACAGAGUGUAUAGCGAUUCCAGGACUGGGAUUUCGGCGUGGGAGUUAUCGUUGCGUCUGCAAACGAGGAUUUUAUUACCCCGAUACAAAGUCCACCAGUCGAUACUACAAUGGCACCGUGAUCGAGGAAGAAUACGAAAAAUUGAUGAUGGGCGAUGAGAGUCAGUACGACGUGGAUGGCGUCUUCGAGUGUCUUCCUUGCGCAGAGGGAUGCGAAUCCUGUGAGGACGAAUCGCCAUGUGUAGUGUCGUUGAAUUGGUUGAUGAGGACUGCCAUUUUGAUCCUGGAAUGCUGCGUCAUCGCUUGCUUGCCAGCUGUCGCGCUGUUCACUUGGAAGUAUGGGAAUGUAAAGGUGGUGAGAGCCGCGAGUCCAGUCCUUCUACGUGUCAUAGUGGUUGGUGCAUUUUUCAUAUAUUGCACAACUAUAGUAAUGUACCCCCGUCCAAACGUUAUAACGUGCACCGUGAGAGUUUGGCUGAGAGAAAUUGGAUUUUCUCUAACCUAUGGCGCUCUUAUGCUGAAAACUUGGAGGAUAUCGGUGAUAUUCAGAGUGAAGUCAGCGAAAGCUGUGAAAAUAACUGACGGCAGUUUGCUGAAGCGAUUGGGUGUUAUAGUGAUGAUAUUCAGCGUGUUCCUGAGCAUUCGCACCUUAGUGGCACCACCUGUGGUCAUAGUCGCCAGGACUGCUGACGAUCUGAAGGCCUACCUUUGCCGGACCGAUUGGUGGGAUCACAGUUUCACUAUACUCGAGGUGAUAUUUCUAAUAUGGGGCAUCAGAUUGUGCAUCGUGGUGAGAAAGACCCCGUCAGAGUUCAAUGAAAGUCGAUUCAUCUCGAUGGCGAUUUACAACGAAUUUCUACUAUCAGUCUUCCUCAACGUCUCGAUGUUGUUCUUGCAGUCCCCGGCGAAUCCGGAUUUAUUGUACGUGAUAUUCUUCUGUCACACCCAGCUUACCGUCACGCUGCUGCUGUGCCUCAUAUUUGGUAGCAAGGCCUACGUGGUGUUCCGUAGCGGGGGUAAGGAUGAGGCGAAACACACCGGGGCCACUGGGAAAUUCCUGGGGAAGAGUACCCGCCCGGCGGGCACCAGUAACCAGACCAACUCGAUCUCCCUUCAACAAGGAAACUUCACCGACGAGAGCGACGGUGCCACGGAGGAGUUCCGUCGAUUUAUCAAUCAACUAGAGGUCCUGAAGGAGAAGAACGUUCUACUUGGUAACCACCACUUGGUGAACAAGCUUGCAGCGAUGCAAGAAGCAGCGAAUCGUGCAGAGACUCGGGUAUCCACAAUCCAGGCGAUCUCCUCCAGUAUGAGACUGAACGACCUUAACGGAUCCACAGCCAUAGUCGAAACGGAUGUAGGAGGAUCCCUCCAGACCGACGGAGAUCAGAAAGAUACAGACCCCAAGGAGGAAAAAAUAUGUCAGGCCUGCGUGGAGAAGAACACCAAAGACUCUCUGGUUCCACCAGAGACAAAAAAGAGAGUGAGGACCAACGACGUCGCCGUUUCCACUUCCAGUAGGCCAGCCACCGAGGAUAUAGGUACAGAGACCAAGGAGGACAAAGAGGUUGAGACUAGGGACAAGAGCAAGGGCAAAUCAGGCCAUGCCAGGACGCACGCCAUAGUAAUUAACCUGGACGAUAAGAGCAGGUUCUCCGAGGAGGUCACAGUCUAAGAACACCGAUAGUGUCCUGUGAACUUUUUCGGUGUUUUCUAGUUCCGUGAAUACAAAGAGAAUAAAGGAGCUCAACAGUGAGGAUUCCGCUUCUGAAAACAUGAAAUUUCAAAGACUUCGGCGGAAUCUUGGUUCAGUGUUUGUGUGUUGUUGCACCGUUUACCAUUUUCUAUCAGCUGGAAGCGUUCCCGAAACAAUGUACAUUUGUAAUUGGCAAAUUCGUUCAGGGACACUUGAGCAGACACUUUGAAAACGUUGGUCAAAACUACGAUAAUCGACGAAAAGCGAGUAAUAAAAUUUUCAUCGAAACCCGUUCCUGGAAUGGGGACCGGGGCUGAGGGGGUGUAGAAGAAACGACGAUGGUAGUUUGAAGGGUAUGAGAAUUAUUUUCUGCAGCACGACUUUGCUUUUCCACCAUUCUCUCAGUUUUUGCACGAAUGGCAUUUGAACACUCACGGUAUGGAAAUUUUUAGUCUUUCAAACACUCAACGAAGAAAUGAGAGAAGAGCGCUUCUUCAACGUUCGUUUUCAGAAUGGAAAAGAAACAAAGUUCCAAGAAAACGCGAACUCAUCCACCGCGUAAACGUUUGCUUUUUUUUUGAAAAACCGUUUGUAGAAAUAUGCACAGCUGAUCUCGUCCCGGAUAGAAAAGUUCUGCCAUUUUUCAGCACCCUAGUUUUGGUUUUGUUGGCAUCCAUGAAUCUUGAACCGUUUACACGAUAAAAAAUAAAAAGGAAGAAACAGAAUCUAUGGAAAUUAUUCGCUAACAAUGUCUAUUUCCAUUACUCGUUUGGGACCCAAGAGAAUUCGUUUUACGAGUCAUAAAAUUAUGACAAAUGGAUUGAAAUGGACGGAGAUCAUACUUGCAAAUAUAAUGAAUCCAAGGUGUCCGCGCUGAAAGAAUUUGUUUAAUAAUACGCGAUUUUUUAUGCCAUAAAAGAGUCCUCGUAGUUAAAUCGAGGAAUUUUGGAUACUGCUACAUUUCAUUCUGUAAAUAUCACUUUAGCCGCUUAUUCGAGGUCUUCUGACGUAUUUCUAAGUCGAUUUGUAAAUAGUUAAACCGCUCUUCGUGGACGAGAUGCAGCGAAACCGAUCGAUGCUGAGAGACGAUGAUUCUCGCUAGGGAUGUUUGAUUUUCAAUCAAUUUUCUAGACAAUUGUUUUAUUUAAUAAUAAUAACCAAGUAUGAGUUGGGGGGACAAUGUUUGAAAAAAUGAUUGAACACAUAGAUUCUUGAGUUUAUUUACCAGAAUUGAUCAUCCCUAGUGUCUCUUUAGCUUUCGUCAUAUCAGUCCAAAUUGUAAAUAAAUUGUAAAUAAAAUCACACGACGUGAGUUCACCGGUAAAUUAACGAUCGAGUUUCAUUGUUAAGAUCGUGCGUUAGAUUUAUUCAACGAGUCCGUUGGUAGUAGAGCGUUGACGAAUGGCUAAUGUCAUUUGAGAAAGUUUGAAUGCACCAGUGGCACAUUCAUUGAAAUUUAUGGUUAAUUGAAAAUUUCUUGGCCGAAUGGUGUGUGGACCAGCUGGACUGCGGAGGGAUUAUUUAUUAAUCCGAGUUGAACAGUUGCAAAUUGUUAAUUGGCAGAGCGGUAAGUGCACUUGCUACACCAGUGGAGAAUAAUUAUGACCACAACUUAGAGACAGGAAUAGAGGGUGUCUAUCGAUCGCACCAGGUUACGAAAAUUGUGAUAUUUUUAGAAGAAACACUGUUUGAUACCUGGAUUAAAGCAGCUGUUCUACGUGGUGUCUCAAAGCAAACGGAUAACCAUUGAAUUUGAACGCUUUAAACUUCUGUUGAGUGAAUUUUUGCACGUUUCAAAAUUUUAUUAAAGUUUCGUACCAACAGAAUUUAUUGUCUAAUAUCUGAC
Hylaeus anthracinus is the source of this 6680-nucleotide messenger RNA. RefSeq names its product probable G-protein coupled receptor 158. The coding region runs from base 1478 to 4813 and encodes 1111 amino acids. Lineage: Eukaryota; Metazoa; Arthropoda; Insecta; Hymenoptera; Colletidae. The transcript has 13 exons. Gene Ontology annotation, biological process: G protein-coupled receptor signaling pathway. The record is from RefSeq and is a predicted model, not a curated record. Gene Ontology annotation, cellular component: membrane. Gene Ontology annotation, molecular function: G protein-coupled receptor activity.